GUCAUGUAUCAAUCACAAGAUAUUGCCGUUAGUAAUACGCAGUAUGGAGUUUUGGAACUGUUUCAGGUUGGCAAUCUGUAUAACAUUUUAUGCAAAGUGUGUGCAAUUAGUAACGGAGACUGUUACAUCAAAGACGUUUGAAACACAGACAGCAACAGUUACUCCAAACACUACAUUGCCAAUAUCUACUGACACGAUAGAAGAAUUAACAGAACAAACCACUCGGAAUGAACUCACCUCUACAUUAGACACUUCUGAUGCAGUGCCAACAAUUGAAAAGAUCCAUGUUCCUACGGAAUUGCUCUAUCAAGACAGGACACUUUGUUUUCCAGCAGAAAUUUAUACGGCGAUUCAAGCGGGUGUCAUUGUUAUUGUAGCUGUUGUUGCAGGAGUCAUCGCAUUGUUCCGGAGAAAGAAACAGUUACAACAUGAGACUAGUUUCAAGAAUAGCCUUUACAAGAGUUCAAAGAGUGACGUUCCUAACCGUACAAUGAGUUCUAAGAGUGAAAUUCCUAACCGUCCAGUGGAAAACGAUGAUGACUACUUAAAUACAUCAUUAGAGAGUGACCUCCCAAGUCGUGUUGCAGCAAAGACUAACAACGACUAUAUAAGUGAACUGUUACAGAGUCAAAUCCCAAGAAGUAACGCAGCAGACGCUGUCGAAUGUUUAAGCGGACUUUUACAGAAUAACGUCCAUGGUUUGAAUGUGACUCACGCUGAUGUUAACAACGAUAACAUAACCGACCCAAGAGUUCACAGUGGCUCUGCAGCGGUUCAUAAUUACGUAACCAAACCAAGUGUUCACACUGGCUCUGUCGCUGUCCAUGAUUACGUAAAAGAACCGGGUGUUAACACUGUCUCGGUAGCGGUUCAUGAUUACGUAAACGAACCGAGUGUUCACACUGGCUCUGUAGAGGUUCAUGGUUGCGUAAACGAACCGAGUGUUCACAUUGGCUCUGUAGCGGUUCAGGAUUACGUAAACAAACCGAGUGUUCACACUGGCUCUGUAGCGGUUCAUGAUUAUGUCAACGAACCGGGUGUUCGCACUGUCUCGGUAGCGGUUCAUGAUUACGUAGAUACCAAUUACGACGAAUUAGUAAGUCAGCGUGUAGAUGAGCAUUGCUACGUUCCACUGACAACGUAACCUAAAUCAAACGUUGGACUUCUUGUACUUACUCUUUAUUAACAACUUGCCAGAUUGUUGUCUAAGUUGCCAUGACUACCAGGACUCAAGCACUCAGGCAAAGACACGCGCUGCAAAAAGGACACAGCACCUGUUUACAAAAAAAUGAAAAUCAAGUUUUAAAUCUUUUAAAAAAUGCACUCAAAUGUAAUUAUAAUAAUAUAUUUCUUAAAAACCAAUCUAAGUAUAUAAUGUUAAAUAAAUAUGUAUAAGUCAUUA
This is a messenger RNA of Mercenaria mercenaria, 1402 nucleotides long. RefSeq lists its product as uncharacterized. The coding region runs from base 44 to 1144 and encodes 366 amino acids. The record is from RefSeq and is a predicted model, not a curated record. The transcript has 5 exons. NCBI's taxonomy places the organism in Eukaryota, Metazoa, Mollusca, Bivalvia, Venerida, Veneridae.